CAGGUUUUGAGCAAAACUUCAAUAAAUCUUCCGAAGUGAAUAAAAUUGUUCUGUCUUUUGCAUGCCAUAUAUUAACUGGUUUGGAAUGGAAUAACAGGAAUCGAGGACCAGAGGACACGGGUUCAAGGUGAAGGGGAGAAAGAUUUAAUGGGAUUUGGAGGGGUAACUUUUUCCACGCAGAGUGGUGGGGUGUAAGGAACAAGCUGCCAGGGGAGGGAGUUGAUGCUGGGACUAUCUCAUUGUUUAAGAAGCAGUUGGACAGGAACAUGAACAGGUCAGGUUUGGAGGGUUAUGGACCAAGCACAGGCAGGUGGGACUGGGGUAGCUGGGACAUUGUUGGCCGGUGUGGGCGAGUUGGGCCGAAGGGCCUGUUUCCACACUAUUAUUCUGGCUAACAGUUAUAGUUCAGUCUGAAGAAGGGUUUCGGCCCGAAAUGUCGCCUAUUUCCUUCGCUCCAUAGAUGCUGCUGCACCCGCUGAUUUUCUCCAGCAAUUUUGUGUACCUCAGUUAUAGUUCAAUGUUGGCUUUGUGUGGAUAUAAUUGCAGAUGCUCCAUGUAUUUGGCUGUCCUUGGCAGCAGUUUUCAUAGAAAUGAGGAUUUGUCAUUCUUCAAGUCUGAAGAAGGGUACCCGACUCAAUGUCACCUAUCAGUGUUGUCUAGGAAAAGUAACCCACAGAGUUACUCCAGAGUUUUGUCCUUUCUUGCCAAUUGACUGUUUUGGAAGGAUGACAAAUCUAUGAAAACUGCUGCCAAGGACAGCCAAAUACAUGGAGAAUCUGCAAUUAUAUUGUUUAGCUGGUUGUUUUUGUUACUAUUAUUUGAUUGAGAUCAAAUGCCUAUCUUUGACAGUCCCUGCAGAUGGAAAGUACAUUUUUUGAUUGAUACAGUUUAGCUGGUUCAAGAUUUUAUAACCUUUAAAUUGUGCAAAUUACAAAAGAAAACUAAAAUGGAUAAACUGCCUUUCUGUCAAGUUCCAAUCUAAGGAUAAUGAUGCAAAUUUUUAAAGACAAAUUUCUGGAAAUUUUGUAUAUAUCAACUGUCUAAGGAGAACAGCAACACCGUUUUAAUGUAUUAAACUGCCAUCACAACUGAAUGGCUAAUUUCAUAAUUGUAUCUUGGGUGUCCAUAUAAUAACCAUAUAACCAUAUAACAAUUACAGCACGGAAACAGGCCAUCUCGACCCUUCUAGUCCGUGCCAAACACAUAAUCUACCCUAGUCCCAUAUACCUGCGCUCAGACCAUAACCCUCCAUUCCCUUCCCAUCCAUAUAACUAUCCAAUUUAUUUUUAAAUGAUAAAAACGAACCUGCCUCCACCACCUUCACUGGAAGCUCAUUCCACACAGCUACCACUCUCUGAGUAAAGAAGUUCCCCCUCAUGUUACCCCUAAACUUCAGUCCCUUAAUUCUCAUGUCAUGUCCCCUUGUUUGAAUCUUCCCUACUCUCAGUGGGAAAAACUUUUCCACGUCAACUCUGUCUAUCCCUCUCAUCAUUUUAAAAACCUCUAUCAAGUCCCCCCUUAACCUUCUGCGCUCCAAAGAAUAAAGCCCUAACUUGUUCAACCUUUCUCUGUAACUUAGUUGCUGAAACCCAGGCAACAUUCUAGUAAAUCUCCUCUAUACUCUCUCUAUUUUGUUGACAUCCUUCCUAUAAUUAGGCGACCAAAAUUGUACACCAUACUCCAGAAUUGGCCUCACCAAUGCCUUGUACAAUUUUAACAUUACAUCCCAACUUCUAUACUCAAUGCUCUGAUUUAUAAAGGCCAGCACACCAAAAGCUUUCUUUACCACCCUAUCUACAUGAGAUUCCACUUUCAGGGAACUGUGCACAGUUAUUCCCAGAUCCCUCUGUUCACCUACAUUCUUCAAUUCCCUACCAUUUACCAUGUACGUCCUAUUUUGAUUUGUCCUGCCAAGAUGUAGCACCUCACACUUAUCAGCAUUAAACUCCAUCUGCCAUCUUUCAGCCCACUCUUCCAACUGGCAUAAAUCUCUCUGUAGACUUUGAAACUCUACUUCAUUACCCGCAACCCCACCUAUCUUAGUAUCAUCUGCAUACUUACUAAUGAUGUCAAUGACAGAAAACCUCGGUCACUAUCUUGCUGCAUUGUACUAUUGUAGCUGUUACACACAUGAUGCCACCUGAAUGGUUAGGAAUGGGAUGGUUUGGGUCAAAAUUGGUUAUUUCACUGUUAGAGCAGCAUGUGGACAACAUCUAGAUUUGGAGUGUCUCGUGGCCAAAACCAGAUGCAGCAUUUGUACUUUUAUUUAUCAAACUUUAAUGAAGUGUAUUUAAAGUUUGACAAAGACACAGCAUGGAACCUGGCCAUUUUACCAACAAGCGUCCACGCUGAUUACUUGUUCUCGAGUUUUGCAUCCACAUACUGUACACUGGGGCCGAUCAAGAGGUCAAUUAGCUUGUAAUAGAACCAUAGAAAAUAGGUGCAGGAGGAGGCCAUUCGGCCCUUCGAGCCUGCACUGCCAUUCAAUAUGAUCAUGGCUGAUCAUCCAACUCAGUAUCCUGUACCUGCCUUCUCUCCAUACCCCCUGAUCCCUUUAGCCACAAGGGCCACAUCUAACUGCAGUAGAACCUCCCUGCUCCUAUACUCAAAUCCUUUUGCUAUGAAUCUUUACUUCGGAAUGUUACAAUUUAGUUUGAAGUAUGAAAAGUGUGUUACGUGCUAUCGAGUCAGCGGAAAGAUAAUACAUGAUUACGAUCGAGCCAUUUGCAGUGUCCAGUUGCAUGGUAAGGGAAUAAUGUUUAGUGCAAGGUAAAGCUAGUAAAGUCCGAUCAAGGAUAGUCCGAGGAUCACCAAUGGUAGAACAAAGCGAAUCCCCUUUCAUACUACACUUAUAUUUCUUUCAGUUUUUAGAUGUUGUUUUAAGGAACGACCUACUUUGUUAUUUUGCAACGCCAUUUCCUUCAUUAACCCCGUUUCGUUAAAAGGAGGUCCCUUUAAGAAUAAUUAACGCGACCUGAAACAGGUGUGACAAACUCCCAUUUUAAAAGGAAAAUGUGUGACGUUUACUGAAACAUUUUGUCUGUUACAUAGACAAAGUUGGUGUGACCGUGUUUGGAACCUCUCUGCCUAAUAGGUUGGGACGAAUUGUGUUUGGGUAGUGGUCUGCGCAGAAAGUCGAGGAAAAGUUGGACCGUUUUUCCCCCAACAGACCUAACCUUGAAACAGCAAUUGGCUUAAAGUUUAAACACUACCGAGUUUGGUUUUGACCAUUUUGUUUAUGGUUGUGAUGAACGUUCUACACUCGUUUCCUAACUUUAUUUUAUGUUUUUAAACGAAAUUAAAAGUUCUCUGCUAUUUUUAGCGAUUAAAUCCGAGAGUUUAGCAAAUUCCCGAUGUCCCAUUAAUCUGUGUCCGAUAUAAGUGAAAUCUUAUUUAUUGACCAUUGAUGAUCCUUUUAACGCAUUGGUAAGUUUUUAUAGUGAGUAUCAUCCCAUGCCACUUAGUGUUAAAUGAUGUAGCUUUAUUUUAAUGUUCGCGUCUAUAAUGAUUGUGUUCUAAGUUUAUGUUCUGCAGCACGUUUCAGUCUAAACUUCAAAUCGCGUACAACGUUCUCCCCAAACAUGGGUGUUGUGGACGCGUAGGGUUCUAGGGAAACCGUGCCCUUCCUCGGACUCUGGACGUGCUAGUUUAAAGAUGAAUGAAGAGAGUCUGAAGGGUUGAAACUCGAAACGUCGCCUAUCCAUUACCUCCACAGAUGCUGCCUGACUCGCUGAGUUGCUCCAGCACUUUGUGUUUUUGUUCAAAAUUCCAAUCACGGCGAAUAAGUAACUUUCAUUUCCUAUCGGUAUAUUGCAGCAAUCAUGACUUCCCCGUCCGAAUUUUCCACAUUCCAUGAAGCACAAACCCCGGAGCAACGUUUGUUGGGUCGAUUGGACGAAGCAACUACCCAACGAAGUCUUAAGGUUGGUCCAUCGUGCAUUUGGUCUAGGUUAUUGCUCCUGGUUAGUGUGCCACCCCAACUAUACGAAUUAUUGUUCUGCUUAUUCCAAACAGGACGACAGUCGUGUGAAACCAUCUGCGACCGAGAAUCAACGGCUUAAAGUGUAUUUGAGAGUGAGACCAUUUUUAAAAGCGGAAUUGGCAAACACCGAAUCCCUGAGCUGUGUGGCAAUAAAAGAUUCAGAAACUAUUGUGUUGGCAGCGCCUAAACAUUCAAAGACUCUGAAAAAUAGUGGCAGGGGAAUUGGUCAAGCUGUACACAAGUUUACCUUUUCUCAGAUAUUUGGACAGAAAACCAGUCAGACAGAAGUCUUCAAUGGCACAGUAAAGGAUCUAGUUAAACAAUAUCUCCAAGGGCAGAACAGUUUGGUGUUUACUUAUGGAGUUACCAAUGCUGGGAAGACCUACACUAUUCAAGGUACUGGUAAAGAUGGAGGUAUUUUACCAAGAUCAUUGGACAUGCUAUUUGAUCACAUAAAAGGCAGACAAUAUCAAGGUAUGGAUUUAAAGCCACAUGUUGGUGACGUGGUGUUAAAACUGGACAAUAAUCAAACCCGGCAAGAAGAGGCUAUUAAGUCAGCAAUCUUUUCCUCACAGAGAGAGGAGAUGGAAUGUCGGCCCUUGAGGAUGAUAUGCAAUAAGAGCAGCCAAAAAGAUUUGGCGCAGGCAAGCUCCACUCUGGCAGACCACAUGACCUUUGAUGAAAUAGCUAAGAAUCCGGAAGAAAUUACAGCAGCAUCUGAUGCAAGCCUCUGUGAUCAAAACCCGCGACGAUACUCAGUAUGGGUUUCAUUUUGUGAGAUAUAUAAUGAAUAUGUGUAUGACCUAUUGGAUCCAAUACCAACUUUAAGAAGCCAGAAGCGUCAAAAUCUACGAGUCUGCGAAGAUCAAAGAGGAAGUAGUUAUGUUAAAGAUCUGAAAUGGAUCAACAUUACUAGCUCAGAUGAAGCUUUUAAAGUCUUGAAGAUAGGCAACAAAAAUCGAAGCUUCGCAUCCACCAAAAUGAACCACCAGUCUAGCCGAAGUCACAGCAUAUUCUCCAUUCGACUUUUGGAAAUAAUCGGGGACAGGCCCUGCUUCAUCAGGACAUCUGACCUAAACCUGUGUGAUUUGGCUGGGUCAGAGCGCAGCAGCAAAGCACAAACCUUUGGAGAUCGACUGAAGGAGGCAGGAAACAUAAAUACUUCUCUCCUUAUCCUUGGCAAAUGCAUUUCUGCACUAAGGCAGAAGCAACAGAAUAAACUAAAGUCAAUUAUUGUCCCUUUUCGAGAGAGCAAGUUGACUCGUCUUUUUCAGUCUUUCUUUUGUGGCAAAGGCAAAGCUUGUAUGAUUAUUAAUAUAAGCCAGUGUGCCUCCAUGUAUGAUGAGAAUCUGCAUGUAAUGAAGUUUUCAGCAAUCGCUAAGCAGAUAAUUCAGAUUAUUCACCCCAAAAUAAAACUGCAACUAGCUGAGCGAAUGGGUGGGGGUGAUGGCAGUAUGAUGGUAUGCACUGAUCUUGAAGAGUCUCUGUCUGUUGAAAAUUGUUAUUCUGAAGAUCUAAUUAAAGGUGACGAGGAGGAGCAGGAAAAUGAAGAACUGGACCUCACCACCUUUGCUCAUGAAGUAUACACCCACCAUCCUUUGUGUGAAAAAGUUACCCCUCGGAUUCCUAUUAAAUCUUUUCCCUUUCACAUUUUGUCCUCCUGGUCCUCGAUUCAUCCACUGGGAAAGAAAUUCUGUGCAUCUACCCAAUCUCUUCCUCGCAUGAUUUUAAACACUUUCUUUUAUGUUCUCUCUCAGGAAUUAUUGAAUAUGAUUGAAAACCUCAGACACAAACUGAUAGCUGAAAGACAGCAGAAAUUUGUUUUGGAAAUGACGGUUCGUGAAGAAAUGGGAGAAGCAAUGUUUCAGCAACUACUCCGUACUGAAGAGGUUUGGAGUGAGCGAUUUGAAGAGCUAAAGGAUGUCUAUGAAGAACAAUUGGACAGUAAACUUCACAUGUAUAAGGAAUCUAUCAGGCGGCAUGCGUAUAAAUGGGCUUUGGAAGAAGUUAAAGAUAAAUAUAUUUCAAAAGAAGAGUUUGCUGCUGAGCAACAUAAGGCAGAGGUAAUGAUUAAGGUGAGAUAUGUGAUGCUUUUUCCAUCAACAGUGUAGUGAAAGCCAGUGAAUAGUUGGACAAGGUGAAUUGUCUGCCAGUUUUGAUAAUUUUGGGAUGCAAGGGGAUAGUUUAAUUUCAGCAGUUUAUUUUGGAUUAGAUUGUGCAAAACCCUUUCUGAAAGGCUACAUUUACCUGUCCCAGUAACUCUGAUUUCUACUUUACACCUACUAAUUGGAAGCCAAGAUAAAGCACUACCUUGUAUCUUCAUGGAAUUUUUAGUCUGACCAAACCCUUAACAUUGCAUUAUUUAUGAUCCAUAAUUCUUCUGUUCCGCUGCUGCUUUGAAUUAUGCCACAAUGACGGCUUGGAUAGUGUUAUAGUCAUAG
This is a messenger RNA of Leucoraja erinaceus (little skate), 6423 nucleotides long. RefSeq lists its product as uncharacterized. Gene Ontology annotation, molecular function: microtubule binding; plus-end-directed microtubule motor activity; ATP binding. Bases 3853 to 6093 code for a protein of 746 amino acids. Gene Ontology annotation, cellular component: nucleus; spindle microtubule. The record is from RefSeq and is a predicted model, not a curated record. NCBI's taxonomy places the organism in Eukaryota, Metazoa, Chordata, Chondrichthyes, Rajiformes, Rajidae. The transcript is spliced from 13 exons. Gene Ontology annotation, biological process: mitotic spindle assembly; microtubule-based movement.